This is a messenger RNA of Rubroshorea leprosula, 1553 nucleotides long. NCBI's taxonomy places the organism in Eukaryota, Viridiplantae, Streptophyta, Magnoliopsida, Malvales, Dipterocarpaceae. The record is from the annotation of a GenBank genome assembly.
AAUUUCUCUCUUAGUGCUCUUAGUUUAUUCAUUCUCUCUCUCUUCCUCCCCUUUUUCUCCCCUCCCUCUCUCUCUCUUCUCUAUGCUUGAUUCUAUCAAGGGUUUUGAUUAAUUUCGUCUGUUCUUUGUUUUGUUCCUUCAUGAUCAUCAGAUCAUUUCUGGGUCCUUGAUCUUGUUGCGUCAUGCAUCUUAAUUAAUUGUCCAUAGAUUGAUGAUGAGUGAUGACCUCUUUUCUUAAUUUGAUUCCAUCCGCAAUUGCAUCUAAUUCUUCCCCACAAUCUUCUCCUCUUUAAUUUGUCUUCUCACUGUCUUCUCCCUCAAAAGGAUGUAGAAGAACCUUGUUAGGGCAGAGAAAUCUUUGUUUUCAUUUUCCUAAGAAAAAAUUGAAGAAAAUCAGUUUGUUAGGGCAGAAAACCUUUUGUUUUUUUAACGUUGUCUUGAAAUUAAUUAAUUGCAAGUAGGAUGUCGAAUCCUUGGUGGGUCAAUCAGGUUGGUCUCCCUGGCAUGGACCCGGUGGCCAAUUCCCAAGCUCUGAGCAAACGCGACCUUGAAAUCUCCAUGAAUGACUCUGGAAGCAAUAAGAGCAACGGCAGGGGAGAUGAAGAUGAAGAGAGAGAUAACGGGGAUGAGCCUAAAGAGGGAGCGGUUGAAGUGGGUACCAGGAGACCCCGAGGCCGUCCCCCUGGAUCCAAGAACAAACCCAAACCGCCCAUUUUUGUCACCAGAGACAGCCCCAACGCCCUUCGUAGCCAUGUCAUGGAGAUUGCAAGUGGGAACGAUGUGGCGGAAAGCAUAGCUCAGUUUGCAAGGAGGCGACAGCGUGGGGUUUGCGUGCUCAGCGGCAGCGGCUCGGUGGCUAACGUGACUCUGAGGCAACCGGCGGCCCCUAGUGCUGUGGUUGCUCUUCAUGGAAGGUUUGAGAUUUUGUCCUUGACUGGGGCUUUUCUCCCCGGCCCCGCUCCUCCAGGGUCAACAGGGCUGACGGUGUACCUGGCCGGUGGGCAGGGGCAGGUUCUCGGAGGAAGCGUGAUGGGACCACUGCAGGCUGCGGGGCCCGUCAUGGUCAUUGCUGCAACGUUUGCUAAUUCCACAUAUGAGAGAUUACCUCUAGAAGAAGAUGAAGAGGCAGGUGGACAUGAGCAGAUCCCAGGUGGUGGGGGUAAUUCCCCGCAGGGAAUUGGGAGCAGCGGGCAGCACACCGGCCUGCCCGAUCCAUCAUCUCUGCCCUUAUACAAUCAUCUGCCUCCUAAUCUUCUUCCCAACGGUGGGCAGCUAGGGCACGAAGCCUUUGCUUGGGCACAUGGAGGAAGGCCGCCGUUCUGAUACCAGCGGCAUAACAACUGCCAAGGAGAAAUCACGCCAAGAUGAGUGAGAGUUUCUGUUGUAUUUUUACCUUUUUAAGUAUUGUGUUGUAUUUAAGGGUAGGGGAUAUGAUAGGUUGAAGGAUUGAGAACAAAAGAGAAACAUGCUUUUAGUUCUCAAUGUAUAUUAAAACUCAUCAUCUCUUUCCUUUGCUUCCUUUUUUAUGUUUGCAAUAAAACGAUGAUAUUAGC